UCAGUCUCUGACAAAUACGAUGACGAAGGCCCUGGGUAAACACAUGGUCAUUUCCUAUUAAAAGUGAGGAAAAGGGACUCGGAAUUUCAGAACACACACGCUGCCCAUGUUCCCCUCGGGUCACAUUAUGAAAUCUUCCAAAAAUGCAACUAAAAUUUCACCGCAUUCGGGCAAAUUCAGAGGGGGCGGCAGGACUCGGAGGGAGCGUGCUGCAGGCGUGUGGGUUUCUCCAGACGACGCCCGGCCUGAGCUAGGCCUGGCUGGAGCACCCGCGGUCGGCAAAGGGUCCGCGUCUCGCUCCGGAACUGGCCCAUGUCCCAGUGCGAGCCAGGGAGGCGCGGCCGUGCCACGGGCCCCUCUCUGCGGGAAAGACAGCAAGCAGCGCGGCAGAGCGGGGCCCCCGUCUCUGAACUCUGUCUUCAUUAAGUUCCCUGGCGUGGACGCCUCUGAUUCUCUCACCAUUUAAACCCGAGAGCUCGCACCCGCGGCGAAGGCGGCUCGUCCAGGUGCGAGUUCUCUGCCUCACACGUAGCAAGUGAGACAGGCAGAGAUCGGAACCGCCCAGACUGAAACGGGCUCCCCACGUAGGUGUGAAAACCCUGCCCCCGAGACGCUGUGGGGAGCAGCUUAACACUCGCAAGACCCAAACUCGUCUUCAGACCGGCUUCCUUCGCCGACAGGCCGAGAGCUCACCGGCUUCUUCGCCGUUAAAAUGACGGCCUCCUCCCUGCUCUUCCUGGUCGCCGCGGCUUGUCUGACGCCUGCGUGCUCCAGCGAGGAGGUCAUCGGCGGGAGAGAAGUGGCCCCUCACUCCAGGCCGUUCAUGGCCUCGCUGCAGUACCACGGGGAGCACGUGUGCGGGGGGGUCCUGAUCCACCCGCAGUGGGUGCUGACCUCGGCCCACUGCCACCACCGGUUUGCCCGAGGCCAGUCUUCCCACGUGGUUCUGGGCGCCCACUCUCUCUCGAAGGAUGAGGCCUCCAAGCAAACAUUUGGGGUCACAAAGCUCAUUCCGUUCUCAGGAUUCACCUCGGACCCCGAGUCGCAUGACAUCAUGCUGGUGAAGCUUCACGCACCCGCGAAGCUCGGCAAGCAGGUCCAGCUGCUCCAGCCGCGCCCCCGGGACGACCUCCGAGCGGGAACGAAAUGCCGGGUCACCGGCUGGGGCGCCACCGACCCAGACGUGCUGAGCCCCUCGGACGCCCUGCGCGAAGUCACCGUGACCGUCAUCAGCCGGAAGCUCUGCAACAGCCCGAGUUACUACAACCACCGGCCCGUCAUCACGAAAGGCCUGGUGUGUGCCGGCGACGCCAAGGGCCAGAGGGACUCCUGCCAGGGCGAUUCCGGGGGCCCCCUGGUCUGCGGGGGCGCCUUCUCCGGCCUGGUCUCUGGAGGCCUUAAGUGCGGCGACGCCAAGAAACCCGGGGUCUACACCCUCCUCACCCGGAAGGUCCAGGCCUGGAUCCAACGCAAGCUCCCCCGCCCUCCUGCAGAAUGAGCUGCACCCCGCGCUCGGCCGGCCUGCUGCUUGUUUCUGUGUUUGUUUCCCCCCAGAAUCUGUUCUACGGGCCAGCUUGAUCGUCCGAUGUCACUGGAUGCGGUUACCUUGGGGCUCGGGGAGGGCCCCGGCCCCUUAGGACCGCCUUGGUCAUGGAACCGAGUCCUCUGUCCCACGUCUCGCUGGUGGGUGCCUACGCUGCUGGUUUCAGUCUGAAUAAAGGGUAGA
Myotis daubentonii (Daubenton's bat) is the source of this 1726-nucleotide messenger RNA. RefSeq names its product granzyme K (gene GZMK). The record is from RefSeq and is a predicted model, not a curated record. Gene Ontology annotation, biological process: proteolysis. Lineage: Eukaryota; Metazoa; Chordata; Mammalia; Chiroptera; Vespertilionidae. Gene Ontology annotation, molecular function: serine-type endopeptidase activity.